Leopardus geoffroyi (Geoffroy's cat) is the source of this 5924-nucleotide messenger RNA. It is a transcript of the gene DPYSL2, whose product is annotated as dihydropyrimidinase like 2. The record is from RefSeq and is a predicted model, not a curated record. Gene Ontology annotation, molecular function: hydrolase activity, acting on carbon-nitrogen (but not peptide) bonds, in cyclic amides. Lineage: Eukaryota; Metazoa; Chordata; Mammalia; Carnivora; Felidae. Gene Ontology annotation, cellular component: cytoplasm; cytosol. The coding region runs from base 1198 to 2916 and encodes 572 amino acids. The transcript is spliced from 14 exons.
UCCCGCGCGGCCGCCCUUGCCUGCUCAGGGUCCUCAGGGCUUUGGCCUCUACUGCCCGCUGCCAGGCCACGGAAGCCUGCGACCCGGCGUCCGCCCUCAGGCUAGCUCUCCUCCCGCAGAGGGCCGCGCCUCGCCUCGACCGGCGCCCCCCGCGCCCCCAGAGAGCCCGGCCGCGCGCCCGACGCCCCCGCGCCGCCCGGCUCGCAGGCCCGCGUCCAGCAGCCCCUCUCUCGGGGGCCGGACGGCGGACGGGCGUGGUCGGCGCGGCGCCGCGACGAGCCAUCCCCGCCCCGUUCCCCUUCCAUCCGCUCGCUGCCAUUUGAAUUCCCCGUCGACUCCUGGGUGGGGGCCGAGCGAGCCUUCGCGAAGGGCGAGGGCGGCGGGAGGAGGGCUCGGGAGCCCCUCCCGGGCGGCGCGGCGCCGGCCGGCGGUGCAGUCGCGCGCUCGCCGCCAGCAAAGCCAUUGGCUCGGCGCAGUCACCCCACGCGGGGCUGCAGCGGCGGCCUCCGCGGAUUGGCGCGCGGGCGGGCAUCCAGCGGGGCGCGCGCGAGCGGGUGCGUGCCGCUCGGGCUGCAGCGAAGCCCACCGUCUCGGGGCCGGGCUCCCCCGGCCCGUAAAGACCACCCCUCCAUUGUCCUUGAGUUGCUGAUGCUGCAUUUGGGGCGGCAGCCAGCUACAGUCCCCGACGCCCUGGCCCAAAGAAAGGGCGCGAAAGGCGCGCUCCCCGCUCGGGCGCACGCACCGACCGCCGCCCUCGGCGGCACACUGCAGCAUUUCGCGCUCUCGCGCCGCUCCCCUCCCCGCCCGCGCUCAUUUGCAUAUCCCACGAUUGUGGCCAAUCAGGGCUCGUCUCUCUCGAAGCGGAUGGCUUUUGCCUGAGAGGAAAGGGAGUGGCUGGCGGCGCAUGCGCCGCGGUGGCCGACUUGAACCGAGGCUUUUAUUGCUGUAGUUUAUUUCCACCCCUUCCCUCCUGUUCUCUCUCUCUCUUUCUUUUUUUUCCGCCCUAGCUGGGGCUGUGUUGGAGCAGAGGAAGAAAGAGACAGGAUUGCAUUUAUCCCUUACGUUCUUGAAAUCUGCUAUCAGCAAGACCAGCUAAGCGGUUGCAUCUUUUUCAAUCCUGCAAAAAAUACCAUCUCUUUCCUGGCAAUUUUUGCUUUAAAGGUGUCCUCUUGAAAUUAUUUUUUUCCCAGGAGAGAGAUGUCUUAUCAGGGGAAGAAAAAUAUUCCACGCAUCACGAGUGAUCGUCUUCUGAUCAAAGGAGGUAAAAUUGUUAAUGAUGACCAGUCGUUCUAUGCAGACAUAUACAUGGAAGAUGGGUUGAUCAAGCAAAUAGGGGAAAACCUGAUUGUGCCAGGAGGGGUGAAGACCAUCGAAGCCCAUUCUAGGAUGGUGAUCCCCGGAGGGAUUGAUGUCCAUACCCGCUUCCAGAUGCCUGACCAAGGAAUGACCUCUGCUGAUGACUUCUUUCAAGGCACCAAGGCCGCCCUGGCUGGGGGAACCACCAUGAUCAUUGACCAUGUCGUGCCCGAGCCCGGGACAAGCCUGCUGGCAGCCUUCGACCAGUGGAGGGAGUGGGCUGACAGCAAGUCCUGCUGUGACUACUCUCUGCACGUGGACAUCACGGAGUGGCAUAAGGGCAUCCAGGAGGAGAUAGAGGCCCUGGUGAAGGACCACGGGGUCAAUUCCUUCCUGGUGUACAUGGCUUUCAAAGAUCGCUUCCAGCUAACUGAUUCCCAGAUCUAUGAAGUAUUGAGCGUGAUCCGGGAUAUCGGUGCGAUCGCCCAAGUCCACGCAGAAAACGGCGACAUCAUCGCGGAGGAGCAGCAGAGGAUCCUGGAUCUGGGCAUCACGGGCCCCGAGGGACACGUGCUGAGCCGGCCUGAGGAGGUCGAGGCCGAAGCCGUGAAUCGCUCGAUUACCAUCGCCAACCAGACCAACUGCCCUCUGUACGUCACCAAGGUGAUGAGCAAGAGCGCGGCCGAAGUCAUCGCCCAGGCCCGGAAAAAGGGAACCGUGGUGUAUGGUGAGCCCAUCACCGCCAGCUUGGGGACUGAUGGCUCCCACUACUGGAGCAAGAACUGGGCCAAGGCCGCCGCUUUUGUCACCUCCCCACCCCUGAGCCCUGACCCGACCACUCCGGACUUCCUGAACUCCUUGCUGUCCUGCGGAGAUCUUCAGGUCACUGGCAGUGCCCACUGCACAUUCAACACUGCCCAGAAGGCUGUGGGAAAGGACAACUUCACCCUGAUCCCCGAAGGCACCAAUGGCACCGAGGAGCGGAUGUCCGUCAUCUGGGAUAAGGCUGUGGUCACGGGGAAGAUGGACGAGAACCAGUUUGUGGCCGUGACCAGCACCAAUGCAGCCAAAGUCUUCAACCUGUACCCCCGGAAAGGCCGCAUUGCUGUGGGAUCCGAUGCUGACCUGGUCAUCUGGGACCCCGACAGCGUUAAAACCAUCUCUGCCAAGACCCACAACAGUUCUCUUGAGUACAACAUCUUUGAAGGCAUGGAGUGCCGUGGCUCUCCACUGGUGGUCAUCAGCCAGGGGAAGAUCGUCCUGGAGGAUGGCACCCUUCAUGUCACCGAAGGCUCUGGGCGCUACAUCCCCCGGAAGCCCUUCCCUGAUUUUGUUUACAAGCGUAUCAAGGCGAGGAGCAGACUGGCAGAGCUGAGAGGGGUUCCCCGCGGCCUGUACGACGGACCUGUGUGCGAGGUGUCCGUGACGCCCAAGACAGUCACCCCAGCCUCCUCGGCCAAGACGUCUCCUGCCAAGCAGCAGGCCCCUCCUGUCCGGAACCUGCACCAGUCUGGAUUCAGCUUGUCUGGUGCUCAGAUUGACGACAACAUUCCCCGCCGCACCACCCAGCGCAUUGUGGCUCCCCCUGGUGGCCGUGCCAACAUCACCAGCCUGGGCUAGAGGUCCGGCCGCAACUUCCUUGGGGAUGGGGAUGGGACACCUGAGGACAUUCUGAGACUUCUUCCUUCCUUUUUUUUUUUUUUUUUUUUUUUUUUUUUUUAAGAGCCUGUGAUAGUUACUGUGGGGCAGCCAGUUCAUGGGGCUCCCUCUCGGGCCCUGCACUCCGUCCCUCACCCGGAGUCACUGAUUUUGCUCACCCACUUCCCCGUACAUCUACGAAUAUCACACCCAAGUCUGCCCACCAACCCCAUACACGGAACCGCAUCCAACACUCAGACAUGUGACACAAAGCGAAUCACAACGAGGGCGUUUUUCAUCUCCAAGCUCUGUUGUACUUGUUCUCAUCUUCCUUUUCGUUGGGGGGGGAGGGGGGGGGGGGGGAGGGAGGGAAGAUAAAGUGAAUUGCCCAGAGCUGCCUUUUUUUCUUUUUAAAUUUUUAAAGUUUUCUUUGUGGGGCUGGGGGACAGGGUGGGUGGGGGAGGGGGGAGAGCGUUGUUGUCUUUUUUUUUUUUUUUUAAUACUAAAUUGGGGAGCCUAAUUCAAUAUUAAUACAAGGGGUUUGAACUGGACAUCCUAAUGAUGCAAUUAUGUAACCAUCGAGCUCUUCGGGGUGGUUGGCACACUCCGCAUAUCCCCCCUGAGAGGCUCCAAAAUGUUGACAUUGCAUUCCAUAGUCUUCUGGGUCAACUGUUGAUAAAGGCAGGUUUUCUUUUUGGCCUAGCUUUUGCUGCAGAUUACAUUUUUUUGAGGAUUCUCUUCUUCCUUAGCGUCUUUUCUGCUCUCUUUCCCUCGCUGUCUCUCUCUCGUGCUCCCCCUCUGUAGCUUUUUUGCUCAUGACUAUUUUUGCGUCUCUUUCUUUGUGUUUCCUCCAGCCCUUGUCUCUGAGACCAUGUUUUUCUCUCCAUCCCCCGUCGUCUUUUCAAAUGACCAGAUCUACUGUUUUGCGGUGGUCAUCAGAACCUGCCUAGAAGGGUUUUGUCAUUGCAGCCAUAGUAAUAUGCUGUCCUAGUCCAUAAACGACUGGUGCUACCCACCCGCCACCGCCAGGAUAUGCGUUUGAGUUCGGGAUGCUUCUAGGUGCAGCGAAGGGCUGAGCUAACCCACAUUCUCCCCUGGGGGCUCAGAAUAGAACCUCAAACAGUAACGAGAGGUUGAAGAAACCUGAGGCUUUAGGACGUAAGUUUUUCCUCCAUGCGAUGCUAACUAGCUAAAGAAAGACACGGCCAAAUCUGUAAAUCGAGCCCCAUGACCCAAGUGAGCAGAUCACCCCCAAGCCAGCCACCGGCUCAGAUGUGUUGAGCCGCUGGGGGUCUGACCCUGGGACCUGCUGUUUCCCAGCGAAGUAUCUUUGGGGAUUCCAGAGAACACUGGGGCUUCUCACUCUGGGGCAAAAAAUAUUAUUUUUUCCUGUUCAGUUCUUCUGGAAGAUACCAUGCAAUACAGUAGUCCCCCCGCUUCUACACAGGGGAUACAUUCCAAGACCCCCAGUGGAUACCUGAAAUCGCGAAUAGUACUGAGCUUUAUAUAUAUAUUAUGUUUCUCCCCCCCAUACAUGCUUGUGAGAAAGUUUAAUUUAUAAAUUAGGCACAGUAAGAGGUUAACAACAAUAACUAAUAAUAGAAUCAUUGUAACACUAUACUCUAAUAAAAGUUAUGUGACUGUGGUCUCUGUUUCGGAAAAUACCUUAUUACGCUGUACUCACCCUUCUUGUGAUAAUGUGAGGAGAUGAAGGGACGUGAAGGACGUAGGCCGUGUGACGGAGCGUCAGGCUGCUACUGACCUUUGGACGGGACAUCAGAGGGAGGAUCACCUGCUUCUGGCCUUCGGUUGAGCCCGAAUUCCUGACACCUUGAAAAGCAAGCCCACAGAUAAGGGGGAGCUACUGUACAGGGAAGCCUACUAAACUCGGAUAACCCUGGGGAGAUUUGACUUCAAGUGCACCUUCCUUUGCAAGGGGAAGAAUCUGUUGAAUGAGAGGCUAGCAUCCCCGUCAGAGCCCUUGUGGGGAGAAAACCUUACAAGUCAAACGUGCCCCUCCCCGCCCCCUGCAGCGUGCGCAGGUGACCUCGUGUCCGCGUCCCUGCCUUUUCUCAGCGACCCUUCCUUCAAGCUGCCUUCGCGCCCAUCCCUGUCUUUGCUGUUUUGUGUUGCGUUUCCUUCCCGAUCGCGUUUACAGGUUCUCUUAAGCGACACUCAACGUUUGCAGGCUUUGAUCAAACCAAAUCUGCUUUUGUAAAGCAUAACACAAAAAAGGUCGGUCGUUCCCUCAUUACGCUGGUGUCCCCACGCGUUUUGCCUUGGGGGGUUCUGCUGGGGGGGGGUAUAGUUUCUCGUCGUCGUUGUUUAUUUGUUAUUUUAAAAGGAAACUGCACUUUGAAAGAAUAAUUGGUUAACUUAAUAUAUUUGCUUUUUUUUUUUUUUUAAUCUCACCUGCACUUAGAGGAAAUUUGAACAAGUCGGAUUUUUUUUUUUUUUUUUUUUGGUUUCCAUUCUAAGAAACACUUGCAGCUCUUUCAGUAUUCACUUGGGUCUUCCUGUUUUUCCUGUACCAGGUCAUGGCGAUUUUGGUUAUUUUGAUUGUUUUCUCGAAGCCGCUUAAAACCUGAAGAUGUCUGCAGGCUGUGGAAGCAUGUUUAUCUGUUGGCUUGCUUUGUGUGUCUGUUAAAUGAAUGUCAUAUGUAAAUGCGAAAAUAAAUGGACAGUGUCUCCGAACUGAAUAACUGCAGUGACUUGAUGCUCUAAAACAGUGUAGGACUUAAUACAUAGAUGGUUUUUAAUCCUUGAAAUUGUGAUUGUGACCCAUGAGUGGAGGAACUUUCAGUGCUGAAGCCGAUAAUGUGUGUAGCCAGGAGAGUACCUUUUUUUUUUUUUUUUUUUUUUUGUAACCACUGUCUUAAUGGCAAAAUAAUUAUGGUUAAAAAAAAAAAAAGUCUCGUGUUUAUUAUUCCUUAAGAACUCUGUGUUAUAUUACCAUGGAACGCCUAAUAAAGCAAAAUGUGGUUGUUUCA